Messenger RNA from Nerophis ophidion (straightnose pipefish), 1717 nucleotides. RefSeq lists its product as uncharacterized. The record is from RefSeq and is a predicted model, not a curated record. Lineage: Eukaryota; Metazoa; Chordata; Actinopteri; Syngnathiformes; Syngnathidae. The transcript has 5 exons. The coding region runs from base 281 to 1048 and encodes 255 amino acids.
AAAGAUGCAUGCGUAUGUUUAAGGAUAAAAUGAGGGACUAAAAUGUUUUUAUCUGCAGCGAAGUUUGACACGGUGUGUGUUUCUUUACCCUGUGUUGGAGCUAUUAAUCCACGGCCACACCCCUGCGCCUCUUCUACCCGACGCCCUCUGGAUAUUUUUAGCCCCGAUGAUGGUUCCUCACGUGGCACGUAACAGACACAAAAGGUAGCAGCAACACAACACCCCCUCACCUUUCCUAACCUGCACCGUGGUGUCGGAGCCACAGAAGGAAUCAGCUGGGAUGCAUUUGGAAUUUUGCUUCUUACUUCUUCUUUUUUCGGCUUCAUCCCAGACUGGAGGUCAAAUUGUGGCUCUGCCUCCCGCCACCACUCCGUCUGCCUGGUUGCCUCCUACUGGUACCUCGGGGGUUUCUGACCUGAUGAAAGGUCCUGUGAAUGACGUCGAACAUCAAAGACAAGAUCAAGGAGAUGAUACCACAAGCGUAGCAAACACUGAAAAGACUAUUUUGAGGACGAGUGUUCCCAUGAUAACAAGAUCUACAGAAAUUACGUCUCAACCUGCAGCAGGCUCUCUUUUCACAACAGCACAGUCUGGAACACAAGCAGCUACUCCACACAGCAUUUCACCCACAUACGCAGCAGAGGGCAGAGCGGCCAUGACCAAACAUCCUGUCAGUACCUUUUCAUCCCAGAAUGCAAACACCACCACCGCGCCUCAGUCAGUGACGUCAUGGAGAAAAACAACCACAGCGGGACCCCUGACCUCCCGUGCAGGCCGAGACCCUGCUGGGCCACAGCACCUGGAGGUCCAACCUGGACUUAAUGUAGGUGAAGAAGAACUCAAAAGAGUUCAGUGGAGUUCCCACACUUCCCUGGACCCCCUCCUUGCGGGACUGCUCUCAGUCUUCAUCGUCUCCACUGCAGUCGUCUUCAUCGUCCUCUUUCUGCGCUUCCGCCAGCGGACGAACCACCCGGAGUUCCAUCGCCUCCAGGAUUUUCCCAUGGAUGAUUUGAUGGAAGACACCCCCUUCUCCGGAUACGCUUACUGAGGUGCGGCCGGUCUCACUUCUCGGCUGGCAAUAACAAAUCCCAAAAGGUGGAAUGGUGUGCAGAGUCUUCGUCAAAUGUGUUCCUGAAAGUCAGUGAUGGCAGUGUAAACAGAACCGGUUACAGACUGUAGAGGCGUAAUUAAUUCAUUUUCUUCACAUUUUAUUUACAUUUCCAUUGCAUUAUUUAAAAAAAAAAGGGCACACAGCACUUUAAUGUGAUGUUAAUUGUCGUAAUAUAGCCACCCAGGGCUGUUGCUAGGAAUUCUGGGAUCCCUAAAAGAGUACUGUUGUGGGUGUCGAACUGGUUUUCAUUGGGGGCCCACAUCGCAGUUAUAGCUGCCCACAGAGGGCCGCUUGUAAUUAUAUAUUUUUACGUACACUGUCAGAAAAAUAUGUAGAUUUUAGAGUAAAGUUUAGCUGCCGAAAUUUUACCAUAAAAUGUAUUUUUUUAUUUUUACAAUGUACACUGUAAAUGUAAAUGGCAAAACAGUACCUCUGUUUUACUGUAAAACCUACGGUCGUUUUUACUGUUGAAUUACUGUAGAUGAAAAAAAUAUAUAUUACACAUUUUUUGGUUGUGUUUUUACAGUAAAAAUCUAUUAGUGUUUUUUUUUACUGCAAAAUAAGUUUUACAUUGUACAAUUUGAUGGAUAAAUUGCUUCAAAAUCA